AUGGCCAACUAUCUCGCCUCCAUUUUCGGUACCGAACAAGACAAAGUCAACUGCUCCUUCUACUACAAAAUCGGAGCCUGUCGUCACGGCGAUCGCUGCUCGCGGAAACAUGUCAAGCCUUCAUACUCGCAGACGAUUCUGCUGCCCAAUCUUUACCAGAAUCCGGCCUACGACCCCAAAAACAAGAUGAAUCCGAGCCAAAUUCAGAACCACUUUGACGCUUUCUACGAAGAUAUUUGGUGUGAGAUGUGCAAGUAUGGUGAAAUUGAAGAGAUUGUCGUGUGCGACAAUAACAAUGACCACCUGAUUGGUAACGUGUAUGCGCGCUUCAAAUACGAAGACUCGGCUCAAACAGCAUGCGACGCGCUGAAUUCCCGGUGCGGCGAAGGAUGCGUGCGAGGCGGUUUCUGCAAUUUCAUUCACCGAAAAGAACCAACCCCAGAACUCCAGCGGGAACUUGAUCUAGCUACGAAGAAAUGGCUAAAGGAACGCGGUCGAGAUGAACGCAGCGUGAGCAGAAGCCCUAGUCCCGAGCCCACUCGUCGACGAUACUAG
Messenger RNA from Talaromyces atroroseus, 555 nucleotides. RefSeq names its product Splicing factor U2AF subunit. Gene Ontology annotation, cellular component: U2AF complex; spliceosomal complex. The coding region runs from base 1 to 555 and encodes 184 amino acids. Lineage: Eukaryota; Fungi; Ascomycota; Eurotiomycetes; Eurotiales; Trichocomaceae. The transcript is spliced from 3 exons. Gene Ontology annotation, molecular function: metal ion binding; pre-mRNA 3'-splice site binding. The record is from RefSeq and is a predicted model, not a curated record. Gene Ontology annotation, biological process: mRNA splicing, via spliceosome.